CUCUGCUUAUAGUGUCUUGUCAGAAAGCGAAAACAGACAGCUGGACGCUAAUCCUAGAUGAUGGAAACAAUUUCACUUUUGCUUCAACACUAAAGUCUCGUGUAUUUUCAUCCGGCCUUGCGAUGGAUGCGAUCCAAACUUUAAUUCAAGAAAGUUUGUAUAUAUCACGAGAGCUGUACAGCACUGUACUGUACUGCUGAAGGCGAAUAUCGGUUUCUGUUACUGUAGUGUCUACGCUGCUGCUGUGAGGUUGGAAGUGUGCGUAAUGCCGCAUAUCGCCAACGCGUCUGUAUUAAACGCUAAAUCUCAACACUGAGACACUGAUUUUUUUUAUUCACAAUGUCGGAUGAAUCGUUAACUUUACCCAUCUGCCGGCGACUGACUUACGCCGUCGGUCACUUUUUCAACGAUCUCUGCGCGUCUAUGUGGUUUACUUAUUUACUGGUCUAUUAUCAUUUAGUUGUGGGUCUCGAGGACACAAACGCAGGUUUGUUACUGCUGAUCGGACAGAUCGCGGAUGGGAUUUGCACUCCUCUCAUCGGAUACGAGUCCGAUCGGACGGCGGGAUGCGGAAAGUACGGGAAAAGAAAGACCUGGCAUUUAGUGGGAACAUUGUGUGUGUUUGCAUCCUUCCCCUUCAUAUUCAACUCGUGUGUUGGAUGCGACCAAGACACCCCACAGACAGCAGUGCUCAUUUACGCCAUCCCUUUCAUUAUCAUUUUCCAGUUUGGUUGGGCUGCUACUCAGAUAUCCCACCUGUCACUCAUCCCCGAGCUGGUCACGUGUGAGCAUGCUAAAGUAGAACUCACAUCAUACAGGUAUGCUUUCAACGUUGUGGCAAAUAUUACUGUAUACGCCGUGGCAUGGCUCUUGUUUCACUUUCAGUCACAAGAUUUGCGUGACCCAUCUGGCUCACAGAAUCUGGGCUGGGCCGAUGUUACUACAUUCAGAUAUCUGGCCCUGAUUGUGUGGGGUAUUGGGACAGUUUUUUCCAUCAUCUUUCAUCUGGGGACUAAAGAGAGAGUCUGUUCUCAAAACAGUGAACCUGAAGCUGGGGAGUGUCAGCCUCUAAUCCUCCGAUCUUCCCGGACAUCUGGACCUCUGCUCCGAUGGAAGCACUGGCUUAUUGAGCCUGCAUUUUACCAGGUUGCUUUACUAUAUAUGUGCACAAGACUGAUUGUAAAUUUGUCCCAAACCUACAUCCCUAUGUAUCUGACAAACUCCUUAUCACUGCCAAAGAACUUUAUUGCAUCUAUUCCUCUGGUCAUGUAUGUCAGUGGGUUGGUGUCCUCCCUGGUUAUGAAGCCUGUCAGCAAACGGAUUGGCACUUCUAUGACCUAUUUUGUUGGCCUCUUGCCGAUCAUGGUGUUUUCCUAUUGGGUGUUGCUGGACAUGGACAUGGGAGAGCGGGUUUACGGAGCGGCCGUUCUGCUGGGGUCUGGGUCUGCUGUGAUUCUGGUCAUGUCACUGUCUAUGACUGCCAAUCUCAUUGGAGAUCAAACGCAAAGUGGUGCAUUCGUGUACGGAGCGAUGAGCUUUACCGAUAAGGUGGCGAAUGGACUUGGAGUUAUGAUAAUACAGACAUUACAUCCAUCACACAUGCAUGAUUCUGACUGCAUGGGGUUUUACCACAACGUUAUGGUGAUUGUUACUGGAGGUGUGGCUGUUGUUGCAGCCCUUUGUCUCUGUACUAUUUUCAUCUGGCCAAUCAAAAUUCGCAGAUGGUUCAUCACAGACCCGAUGGGUAUACAAGAUGAGACAAACAGCUGCGUGAUCAAUGGAAGAGUGAACUGAUGGAAUCAGCAAUCAUUAAAAAAACUUUGCUUUUCCUUUUGUGACUUACCAGGAAUAAGGAAGCUAAGAAAUGUGCUUCACUGUGGUCACGGGUGCCUGUCUCAGCAAUUUACAUACGCAGGUUUCUGGAUUAUUCAGAGGUUAUCUCCCAAGAGAAUUUUUGUGAGUCAUAUUUGUAAUAUGAACUCGCUUCUGUCACAUGAAGUGAACCAUGUAAACACAUUUAAGAGAAGAUUUUGAAAGUAGAUUCUGCUUUUCUGAAAUUUUCUCAAGGAUCUUUCCCCAAACAAAAGAUCACACUGGCGUAUUUUCAACAGGAUAUAUUUACAGAUGAUACUCCACCGUUGUGCUUUCCUUUUUAUUGUUCAUUUUGAGACUACAUUUCUCCAGGGUUGCUUGUUUUACUUGUAGUUUUACUACAGUGACAGUCUACAAACCGAGGUUCUCUUUGGAGUUUAAACCUUACACCCUUUAGGUUUUGUGCCAACCUAGCAACAUCAGUCUCUGUGGUGUGUAUUUGUCUUGUAUACACUACGUGAAAUAGGCGCCUACUUUAUUAAAGGGGUCAUAGUGUGAAAAUCAGACUUUUCCAUGUUUAAGUGCUAUAAUUGGGUCCCCAGUGCUUCUAUCAAUGUGGAAAAUUAGCAAAAUAUCAACCCAGUAACUUUGUUUGGGUAAGCCAUUUUCUCCAAGCAUGUGAAAAAUUAGUUCGUUCAGAUUUUGCCUGUUUUGUAGGUAGGCAGCAAGGCAAAUUACUAUAAUACCGCCCCUUAAUCUGCACUAUCCAACAACGGCACUGCCAUUUAGUUCAGAGAUCUGUGCCCGGUUGCAUGAAAGUCCUUAAGCUAAGAAAUCCCUUAAAUAUAAGGUUAAGGGUACCCUUAAUAAAAAAUGGGUUGCAAGAAAAACCCUUAAGUGAACCUUAAGGCUGUCAAUAAGUAUUUACCCUUGAAUGCUAAAGUAUUACCUUAAGUUCUGCUAUGCGUUGCUACAAAGUCCUUAAGUCCCAUUUUCCCUUAAAAACUUAAGGGACUAAAACAGGUCCCUUAACGUCACACGCGAUGGCUGAUUUUAUGUUUUUUUUAAGAAAAUGAAGCACAAACGCGCAUUUCUAACAAUUGAAAUAAUCCCUAGAGAAAAGUGAUGCGCAUUUAUCAGAAGAAUGGCGGUUUGAUCGUCCGUCAAAAUAAAGUGUUUCCAGUUUGAAUUACUUUGAGUAUUCAUGCAUGCGGCACUUUACAGUCUGUUAUUUGCGAUGUUUCAUUGUACACAAAUUCGCCAUCUGUUGAGCUGCGUGCGUUGAUUUGUUUACACUGUGAGAUUUUGUAACCGUAGCAACUAGGCUUGUUGCGAUAGUCGGUGAAACGGUGAUUACCGGUGCUUCAGCCUCUCACCGGUUAGAUCACUUGCCCACCGCGACACCGUCUUUCACCGGCGUUUUGAUAUUUUCUUGUAAUUAAAUCAUUUAGUUUGGUUAGAGAGAGCAAACACUUACAACUGAAUGUGUCUGCUGGCUGAAUCCAGCGGAGCUGAACGCGCGUCAUCACAGAGCAGCGGCUGCGGGUGUCAGAUUUCAUUCCUGUCAGACUGCGGCGAGCAGACGAUGGCAGAAGACGCGUGCUUACUCGUUUUUGUUAUAAGAUACAUAUAUGAUGUUUAAUAUAGGCGAGAUCGUUUUUUUGUUGUGUUUUUCAUUAAGAAGAAUAAUAAACCCAUCAUUCAAGCAGCGCUUUAUGGAGGAAUAGCCGGUUGCUCUGCUUGGGACUGGCGGGUUUCUGUCAGAAGUACCUGCGCACAUUGACUCAAGCACUUAAACCAGCUGUUGCACUCACAUUUGCACGCAAAUUCAUACGCGAUUUAACGCAGCGUACGGAAACGCUGGAUUUAAACAACAGUUGCAUCUAAUUCAAAAGUGAAAGUAAAAUGCGCACUUCUGUGCAUUUAUAAGCCCCUCCCACCCGGUGAAACCGGUAUAACCGGGUUUGUCACGCACUGAUUAACCGGUGGGGAAAUUCUGUCACCGCAACAACCCUAGUAGCAACUGCUUCUCCGCUGCCGUGUUUUGGCAGAGACUAUCGUAAAAUACUUAGUAUCAACACUUAGGUAAGGGUGACAGUUAAGACCUUUGUUGCAACGCUCUUAAAUAAAUCCCUUACCUCAGGGAUUUUUUCUCCCUCAGGGAAACCCUCACUUAAGGAGUUUCAUGCAACCGGGCACAGCUCAUUUGCAUUUUAAAGGACACACCCAAAAAGUGCAUACUUUUGCUCACGCCUACAAAGUGGUGAUUUUAACAUGCUAUAAUAAAUUAUCUGUGGAAUAUUUUGAGCUAAAACUUUAAAUACGCACUCUGGGGACACCGAAUAUUUAUUUUACAUUUUAAAAAAAUCGCAUAAUAUGACCCCUUUAACAAAACCACAUAACUAUGAGUCCAAUAAAGCUUGUUUGGGCAGUUUUGGAAGUGCCUGGACUGUACAUUUGAUACUUUUAGUAUGCUCAUCACACACUUGUCCGACCAGAAAACAAGUCCUGCAACAGUGGUUUAGACAUGUGUUUUCUCUUUGUAUUUCAAAUGUUAGUUCUUCUCUGACUGGGUCUGCAUUAUACAUUUCAUUGACCAUGACAAAAAAUCUUUAGUAGUUCAUAUAGUUUUGAAAAUUACCUUGUCAGUUGCAGUAAUAUAGCACAUACAAUAAUUCUGCAUUGACAUUUUGUGUUCACCUAUUGUGCUUUUAAACAGGAGUAACAUUCCUGUCCACUAGAGGGAGACAUGACAAGAAAAUAAGUUUGUCUGCUGUUUUCCUACAGUAGAAUUGAUUAGUUUUUAAAAGAAAUGUCAAAUAAUAAACAAUCAUUUACAAUUACA
This is a messenger RNA of Paramisgurnus dabryanus, 4657 nucleotides long. RefSeq names its product major facilitator superfamily domain containing 12b (gene mfsd12b). Lineage: Eukaryota; Metazoa; Chordata; Actinopteri; Cypriniformes; Cobitidae. The record is from RefSeq and is a predicted model, not a curated record. Gene Ontology annotation, biological process: regulation of melanin biosynthetic process; pigment metabolic process involved in pigmentation; carbohydrate transport. Gene Ontology annotation, molecular function: symporter activity. Gene Ontology annotation, cellular component: plasma membrane.